This is a messenger RNA of Colletes gigas, 2428 nucleotides long. RefSeq names its product fatty-acid amide hydrolase 2-B-like. NCBI's taxonomy places the organism in Eukaryota, Metazoa, Arthropoda, Insecta, Hymenoptera, Colletidae. The transcript has 11 exons. The coding region runs from base 474 to 2036 and encodes 520 amino acids. The record is from RefSeq and is a predicted model, not a curated record.
UUUUCAUCAGUAAGUUCUGAGAGUCCGUGGGCGAAGGAAGUGGGCACAGAUGGCGCGACAAAGUAUCGCUCGAGUAUCCGUCAACAGUUAUCGAAGACUAUUCGAACGGAUCGAUGAUUGAAAUCGCGUGGAAAUCGAAGAGAUCGAUGCGUGGUAACGUCGACCGCUCCGAGAACACCAAGAUCAUCGAUUCUUUGCGGAAACACUGUGAACCAUCGAUCGAGUGCCUGCAACGAUCUACCUUGCACACGGAAGAAGAAGAGAAAAGAACACAGGCUGGCCGCCUGGUAAAGCCAGACCAGUCUGCCUCUAUAUUUGAGGAAGAGAAGGUGUGCCUGCUGGUUCGCGGAUUCUGUGUCUUUGAAGAAAACCAUCGGUUGGAGCGACCGGACCGGAGACACGACGACCAAGAGGAAUAGUGGGAUCUAUCCUUCGAUCGGUUCGACUGGCCAAUAGAUUCGGCGCCAGAGAAAAUGAUUCUGUCCAACCUGACCAGUAUACUUACACACCUGUUGCACUUUGUUCUUCGUCCUUUUCUGCUCCUCAUUCAUAUGAAGAGACCACCGAGUAUACCGCCGAUCAAGGAUCCUCUCCUGAAAGUUAACGCGAGCACAUUAGCCAGGAAGAUCAGGCAUGGAGAACUUUCUAGCCGGACUGUAGUGGAAGCAUAUAUCGAGCGUAUUAAAGAGGUGAAUCCUUUCCUAAAUGCAGUAGUAGAGGAACGAUUCGAUGCGGCUGUAAACGAUGCGAAAAUUUACGACGCGAAACUGAAGACAGGGAAAGUUACCGCCGCUACGCUGGAAAGGGAGAAACCGCUGUACGGAGUACCAGUUACCAUCAAGGAAACCUGUUCCCUUGCAGGAAUGAGCUACACGGGAGGCAGUUUGUCCAGGAAAGGAAUAAAAGCUUCGGAGGAUGGGUCGGCGGUAGAAAUGCUGAAGAACGCGGGAGCCAUACCUCUGUGCGUUACAAACACCUCCGAGUUCUGCACAGGAAUUCAUACCACGAAUUACCUUCAUGGCGCGACAAGGAAUCCAUACGAUACGAGAAAAUCGCCGGGAGGAUCAUCGGGCGGUGAGGGAGCUUUGCUUGGCGCAGGAGCAUCCGUACUUGGGAUUGGUUCGGACGUACUGGGCUCCAUAAGAAUCCCGGGUCUCUUCAAUGGUAUUUUCGGCCAUAAACCUACUCCAGGUAUUAUUUCUAGUCAGGGACACCUACCGAAUUUCGGAGGUUGCACAAUCGAAAGCAUGUUGGUGUACGGUCCAAUGGCGAGGUACGCGGAAGAUCUUCGCUUGGCUAUGAAGGUAUUGGCCUCGAAAUGCGAUACGUCGUUAUUACGCUUGGACGCCCCGGUGGACGUGAAAACUCUCAGAGUGUUUUAUUUGGAUAAUUUCGACAGUUUUUGCGGGAUAAGAUCGACCACGUCGGACAUAAGGGAAUCGAUCGAGCAAGCAACGCGAUACCUCGCGGGGAACGGUGCGAGUGUCCAAGAAAUGUCGCAGGAAUGGGUAAGCAGUAUAUUCAUGUUCCUGAUGACUUGUUUCGGCGAGGUGCAAUUACCCGAAUUACUUUUGGACCCUAAAUACUCCCAGAGAAAUAAGACGCCGUUACUCGAAGUCGUAAAAGCUUUGUUCGGUUUGUCGGAUUACACGUUGACGCUCGCAUACGUCCAACUAAUGAGGAAGGCACGAGGAUUUAUUCCACAGUCCAAGGAAAAAUACUAUCAAGAGCUUCGGGAGGAUAUCCGUCACAGAGUAAACAAACUGCUCGGCAAUGACGGAGUAUUCAUAUGCCCCGCGUUUUCCCAACCGACGGACUUGCCAGAAUUAAUUUUUCUUCAAACCGAUUCCGUCGUUUAUAGUGCAUUCAGUAAUAUGAUGCACUUACCGUCGACGUACGUGCCAAUGGGACUGAAUAACGACGGACUGCCGAUUGGAUUUCAGGUGAUGGCCGGGUCUCAUCAGGACCGCCUUUGUUUAGCAGUUGCUAGAGAAUUAGAAACAGUCUUCGGUGGCUGGGUACCUCCUCCGAACUGAAUUUCUAUUUCGUCGACAUUGAUUUCUUUUUUUGUUUGUUUUUUUUAUCUCGAACAAACAGAAUACUCGUAUUUCAUUGUUGCUGAUCACUGUGAUUUUUUUCAAUUAAGUACUAUUUCUUUGAUAUAAGGAUGGCUUAGCUGCAGGAGACUGUUAAAAAAGUGUUAUUUUUAUUGGAAAACAGGUGGAGUGAAUGUUAUUUAUUUAUAAUCACUUAACUGAUACACACCUUUAUUCAUCGCGGCUUCCUUUAUAACCGCACUGGCGUACCUACAAUUCGCAUUGAAUGUGCAAUAACAUAACUUAUGAAUAGUAAAAUUAUCUUUACUAAAUAAACCAAAAAUAGUAUUUUCAACGAAGCUUUAUAUUAAUCAAAGGAACAACCUUCACGC